Molecule: messenger RNA, 578 nt
Organism: Neoarius graeffei (lesser salmon catfish)
Lineage: Eukaryota; Metazoa; Chordata; Actinopteri; Siluriformes; Ariidae
Gene: fgf4
Product: fibroblast growth factor 4
Exons: 3
Coding region: 1-558 (185 amino acids)
Biological process (GO): positive regulation of gene expression; regulation of cell migration; animal organ morphogenesis
Cellular component (GO): cytoplasm
Molecular function (GO): growth factor activity; fibroblast growth factor receptor binding
Source: RefSeq, a predicted model, not a curated record
AUGAGUGUUCAGUCGGCCCUCUUGCCCUUACUGGUGUUGGGACUCGUGGCGAGCUCGGUGCGCUGCGCUCCUCUGCCCCUGGAUCGACGCUGGGAGACUCUUUACUCGCGCUCUUUGGCUCGGAUUCCCGGGGAGAAGCGAGAAGUCAACCGGGACAGUGACUAUCUCACGGGCAUUAAGAGACUGAGGCGCCUCUACUGCAACGUAGGCAUUGGGUUUCAUCUCCAAGUCUUACCCGACGGUAGGAUUACUGGGGUGCACAACGAAAACCGUUACAGUCUUCUUGAGAUAUCUCCGGUCGAGCGCGGAGUCGUGACACUCUACGGCGUCCGGAGCGAGCUAUUCGUGGCCAUGAACAGCAAGGGGAAGCUCUACGGAUCUGCGCAGUUCACCGACGAGUGCAAAUUUCGAGAGAGGCUCCUGGCGAACAACUACAACGCGUACGAGUCUGUGGCCUACCCGGGCAUGUACAUGGGACUGAGCAGGACAGGCAAAACAAAAAAAGGCAACCGAGUGUCAACAGCAAUGACCGUGACACAUUUCUUACCGAGAAUCUAAACGAACACGAGAAGAAUGAA